GUCGUUGCUGCUGCUUUGUAGUUGUAAACAGAACGACAGCUCGACGAUAAUUGAGCAGUUUCUGCUCUGCGGACUCGUAAAAUAGAAGAAGACAAUCAAAUUUUGACAUCUCGACUUGUUGAAGAGUAAGGACUUUCACACCGUUGAGAUUGACCGCCUAACGAGUCGACAAGUUGUAAAAUUUACAAGCCUGGACGAGCUCUCCUCGCAGUAUGGAGGGAGGAGGAGCGUCGAAAUGGUCGAUAGCUAAUCUGAGAUCAGCAAACGAGGAGCUACGUCAACAUGUGAGUCAAUUGAAAAGAGAUUUAGAGCAAGAAAGGAAACAGAGUCGACAAGCUCACAGAGAGAAGGUGGCAGGAAUUCGAACAGCGAGAGACGAAGAGCAAGCCAAAGGUCUGGCUGCAAGAGAAGACUUGAAGCAUAAAAUGAAUCAAGAAAGAGUAAAUGAGCUUCAAAUGCAGAAAGACGACAUGGAAAGAAUGAGAGAGAUGGAGUUGCAGUUGUUGGCAAGGCAACACGAAGAGAACAUGAAAGUAAUGACAGACAGACACGAAAGAGAGAAAGCAGAACUGGAGAAAUUGAUGAAAACACAAGUCUAUCAGCAGGCUAGAUGCGAGAUUCAAGAACAAUUUGAUGUCGAAAAGAAGAGACUGAUGCAUGAGAUGUUUGAGAUGCAGACUGUGAAAAAUGAUGCUGAAAAAAGGAUGCAAAUAGCUGUUGAUUCUGACCGUGAGAAAGCAGAAAAAAUUAGGCAGCUGAAUCAAGAGCAUCGUGAUGAAAUACAGAGACUGAGGCGUGAGACGAGACAAAGCAGCAAGCAGCAGACGGAGGAACUGAAAAGCAAAGAGAGGCAGCUUCACCAAAAAGAGCAGGAGCUGGUGGGAGUGGCCAGAAGAGCGGCCGUACUGAAAGCAGAGAAGGAAGAACUUGAACAGAAGUUGAAAAGAGUUCAGGAAGCAGAAUCAUGGCAAAAGAAAAGUCCACGAGCUGCAACUCCAGGACUGGGAGAUUUAAGUUUUGAGGCAGUUACUACACCGACUCACAUGAAACGAUUUACCGAUGAAGAGAAAAGGCGCAUUGCUCACAAUGCAGAGCUGACACAGUUAAAUCGAAGACUAGAGGAGAAGAAUGGUGUUCUCACUCGGGAAAAGGAAAACUUGCAACAUGAGCUAAAUGAGGCAAAAUGCAAGAGUCAACCGCUGGAAUCAAAAUGUGAGAAGUUGAUGAAGAAAAACAACCAACUGGUAACAACAGUAAGAGACCUUGACAGAAAGACGAAGAAACUGAAGGAGGAGACAGAUGCUAUGAGAGAAGAGAGGGAUGCAUUAGUGCAGAAAACUGAUCAACUGGAGAAAAGUGCUAAACGUCAGCCAACAAGAAUAGGAGAACGACAGUUGGCUGGUUACAAGAACGAAAUUGAAAUGCGAAAUCAGCAGCUGGAAGAGCAAAGGAACACUAUAGCUAAACUGAAGGAGAAGAAUGUACGUCUCAAGAAGCGUCUGGAGGUUGUGAAGCAAUCUAGAAUGUCAUUAAUGAUUGAAAGAGAUCAGACACGAAGUCCUGGUUUGAGUAAAUCAUGGGAUGAAGAGUCUAUGGGCAGCACUCUACAUGAAGACUUGGAUCAAGCCGUGUUCGAUAAAGAUGAGACUGAACAAAAGUAUAAAGAGAUCAUGAAGGAAAGACUGAAACUGGAGCGAUCGUAUGCUCAGAUGCAAAUUAAGUUGGGAACAGAUGUUGAUGUGGAAAGAGAAAAGAUGAUGAAAGAACGUAUGACAAUGGACUUGUCUGAAGCUCAUGGUAAAGUCUUUAUUCUUGAAGCAAAGUUGAAAGAACAGGCUCGUAAUUUUGAGGAGAUGGUUAGUGAGGAAAAGCAAAGACUAGAGGAGAAACUGAGAGAACAGGAGACAAAACUGCAGCAGGCUGAGUCGGAGUUGACAAGAGCUUUUGAGGAGAAUGAAGUGCAAGCAACAAACUUGAAAAAAGAGCUGGAGGAGGCAGUAAAUGAAUCUGGUGAAAACAAGCAAGAUCUUCUGGGCUUUCAAGAGCAACUACGAGAAUCAGUUACAGAAAUUGCUGAACACAAAGCUGCAAGAGAAGAUGCGGAGCAGGUCGUGUCUGAUUUGAGACAAGAGUUGGAAAACUUGAAGCUUGAAUUGUUGGAAUCUGAAAGACAACGAGCAGAUCAUAAGGAGCAUGCUAAACAGCUUGCUGAGAGGCAAGCAGAAAUAGAACAACUUAGAAAAAGUCUUAAGGAUGUUGAGGUAGCUCAAACGGCUGACGUUUCAACAAGAGUGGAGAUGCAAGCAACCAUAGAUUCCCUGUCUGCUGCAGUUGCACAUGCGGAAACUAGAAGCUUAGAACUAAGAAAUGCACAUGAUGUUGAGGUGAAACAGCUAACAGAAGAGCUUGAAAAUGUAAAGAGAAGGCAGUCAGAUGACAUUCAUCUUGCUGUAGAACAACUUGAAACACAACUGCAAUUUGCUACUACCGAGGCAGAGACAAAGAGGAUGGCAGCUGAACAGAACAUAAAACAGGUUGAAACGUUGGAGUUACAAGUGAAAGAACUUCAAGAAAGAGUUAGAGAAACUGAAGAAACAACCGGUGCAUUAUUGAUGGUUCAGGAGGACAACAGGGAACUUAACGAAAGAUUGACUGCAGCAGAGAUAAAUUUAACUGCAAAUCAUCAAGUGUUGACUGAAUCUCAGCAGCGUGUUAAAGCAUUACAAGAGAGUGAAGAGACUCAAAGGGAUGAAAUCAAUACACUGCGUGAGAAUGAUUGUAUGCUGAAAGUGGAAGUGCAGACAUUACGAGACAAUGAACACAAACUACAUGAGAAAGUGGAGUCAUUACAAAACAAUGAAGACCAACUCAAAAAUCGAAUUGUUGAAUUACGAGAAACAGAGAAACAAUUAAGACAAGAACUAGAAGAACAGAAAAACCAGUUGAUAGAACUAGAAAAGGGUGCUCCUGCUGAGUUGAUGUCAUUGGACACUAGCAGCAUUGCAUUUCUGUCUGUCUGUGAUGAUAUGGAGGGCGAAGCAACUGAGUACAGGCAUGUUUUGAGAAACAGAAUUAAAGAGCUGGAAAGUUUAAUGCAGGGCACACAACAUACACUGUUAGAGCAAGAAGCAAAGAAAAUAUUGUCACUGAGGCAUAUGGAUGAAGUUGAAGGAGAAUUGCCAAACAAACAUGUGCUUGAACGUUGUAGAGCUGGCCAUGGUGAAAAUGAGCAUGCACCACCACUUCCUGAAACUGGCCCUCCUUUGGAUGAUGUUUUAUUGGGCAGAAAUGAUUUAUCUUCAGGUUUACUUGAUAAUGAGAUGGACACCAAUUAUACAACAAAGAUAGAUGAAGUGGAAGCAGAGGUGAGUGCUUUAGCUGAGAACUUAAAAGCAUCUGAGACUCAACGAAAACAAGCAGAAGAGAGUUUAGUAUCUCUGGAGGUGAGAAAUAAGGCAUUAGAAGAAACUGCUGCUCAAGUAGAACAGCUGAAAAAUCGAAACGAAGCAUUGGAGAAAGAAAACAUGGAACUAACAAAGGAGAUGGCCAAGCUGAGUGUAGUAGAGGAGAGUCAUGCCAAGUUGCAAAGUCAAGUGCAAGAGAAUGAUGGUGUGCUAAAGGCUCGACAGUCAGAUUUGAACAGAUUGCAACGAGAAAGAGAUGAAAUUUUAAGAAGAAAUGUUCUUUUGACACAACAGGUUCAAGAUUUGAAUGCUGCUGUUGAAAAAAGUACAAACAUGAAAGAGAAGAUAAAGGAUCUGGAGGGAAGGCGGGCUAGUGAUUACGAGCAGUACUCUGAAGAUCUUCAAAAAACAUCGCGUAUGUUGGAGGAUGAAAUAAGGAGACGAACAGAGGCAGAAAGGCGGCUGGCUCCCUUGCAAGCUGAAAAUAAAUUUCUGGAGAGGAAAAGCACAGCUAAGGAUGAUAUCAUCACUGACUUGAAUACUCAGCUAACAAAAUUAAAGAAAGCAAUCACUGGCAGCUUAUUGGAAGAUCUGACCGGCCUUGAUGAAGAAGAAACUGAAAUGGAAUUUCAUGGCCAUAAACAUAUGAGGAAGAAUCGUUCUAUGGGCUCAAUGGAUUUAUCAGAAGCAUUAAGGACAAUAGAUGAAGCUCACCUGAGAAAUGGCUUACCACCUACUACUGGUUCUGAAGGUACCCCAUCACCAUUGAUUAGAAUGGCAAAUGAGAGGUCUAGCUUUACCUCUAGUGUUCAGCCCUCAAACACGUCUUCUCGUCUCUCUCAUCGUUCUGGCUCUCCUUUCAUGGAGAACAAGAGAAUGUUUGUUACUUUAUUUGACUAUGACCCUGAUGCUCUGUGUACUACACAACAGCCAGAACUUGAGCUGAAAUUACAGGCAGGAGAUGUGAUUGCCAUCUCUGGUGAUAUGAAUGAAAGUGGCAUGUACUUGGCUGAGUAUGAGGGUCGGCAAGGUCUUAUUCCUGCAAACUUUGUUGAAGAGUUAGACAUCAACGAUCCUUUGUGCAAAUCACGUACAAUCAACAAAACUGCUAGUUUGGAUGUGGUGCCACAAACAAGAACAUUACGUGAUCAGAGUUCGAAUUCUCCAACUUAUAGCUCCCAACAGCUUGGUCUGGCUAGUAGUCUACCUGAGGAAACAGAUUUGAAUGGAAGUUUAAGUUUGCAAGGUGACAUACUUGAAGAUGAUCCUGACCCUCCAGAUCAGUUGUGUGUUGAGAGACAACUAGAUGACAGUGUUCUUGUUGCUUGGAAACCACCAGAUCUCUCACCACUUGGAAAGAGCAAUGGGACUAUUGUUGCUGGUUAUAAGGUUUAUGUUGAUGAGGAAGAGCACUCACUUCUGCUUGGUGCUGAAAAAACAAAGGCUCUGUUGGAAAAUAUCGAUGUGAUGUCACCAAGGCAAAUUGGACUGCAGACUGUUGGCAGGAAUGGUCGUGUAUCACAGGUUGUUUCAAUGAAAUUCAGUGGAAGAUCAUCUUUGACAUCUUCUCAAUACGAUCUUUUUAUGGGAUCAACUCCAUUGCAUCUUGAUGAUGAUGAUGAUAUAAACUCAGUAGAUAGAGACUCAGUGACAACGUUUAAUGAUGGCAUUGAACCAUUUAGCAUGCAUGUAGCUCUCUAUAACUACCAUCCUCCAACCAUGUCACCCAAUCCUGAUCCAGAAGCUGAGUUAGAGUUCAAAGAAGGAGACCUCAUCAAAGUGUUUGGAGAAGAAAAUGAAGAUGGAUUUUAUAGUGCCAAACUGAAUGGCCAGCUUGGUUUGGUGCCUUCUAAUUUCGUUGAGCCAGUUUCUAGUGCUUGGAGACAACAGCGUUCAAUGAUGGUACGGAAAGCACACGAGCAACGAUUUCGAGUUGGCAAUUCAACAUCUCCAGGUGGACCUCACUUCAGUGACAGUGAAGACCUCCAGUCGCAUUCUGACUUGUCAGACGUAUCAAGUGAUACGGCAACUGAUGCCAAGACUUCAUUUGUUGAAGCACAUCCGGGGAUGCCUCAUGUUACAUCGGAUCUCUCAGCUAACAGUCGAGCUUCAGUAACAAGGAAGGUAUCAUUUGGAAGCACUUCAGACGAAAGUGUUCCAAGUGGAGGUGCUAAGCGGGCUAGUAAGAAACCCUCUGUCUUUGCAAAGGGGAAGCGGAUACUCAAACAGAUAUCAGGCAUCACACGAAGCACAAGUAAAAGCCAUUCUUCGACGCCGUCAUAGAUUUAAAUUAUAGCACAAGUGAACAAGAUGAGUUAUCUACGUACUAUUAAGCAAGACAUUGGAGCAAUAAAGCAGUCUGAGUUGCUAAGCCUGUCCAUUUCUUGUUCUGUUGUUGGGUGUCAUCUGGCUGAUUUUAGUAAUCUUUGCCGCACUUGCUAGAAAUGUGUUAUAAAUGUAUGUUUAUCACUUAAAUUAUAGCAAUACUAAACAGAGUUGUCAAGACUA
Corticium candelabrum is the source of this 5912-nucleotide messenger RNA. RefSeq names its product RIMS-binding protein 3-like. Gene Ontology annotation, molecular function: protein binding. Gene Ontology annotation, biological process: neuromuscular synaptic transmission. The coding region runs from base 213 to 5687 and encodes 1824 amino acids. The transcript has 36 exons. The record is from RefSeq and is a predicted model, not a curated record. NCBI's taxonomy places the organism in Eukaryota, Metazoa, Porifera, Homoscleromorpha, Homosclerophorida, Plakinidae.